Messenger RNA from Actinia tenebrosa (Australian red waratah sea anemone), 2394 nucleotides. RefSeq lists its product as uncharacterized. NCBI's taxonomy places the organism in Eukaryota, Metazoa, Cnidaria, Anthozoa, Actiniaria, Actiniidae. The record is from RefSeq and is a predicted model, not a curated record.
UCCACCGACAGCAAGACUUUGAGUGUUAAUUUACAACAAAUUAUAAAAACAAAAGACAAAAGUAAACAUCUCUUGUGCUGUCAAGUCCACUGUUCAAAGUGAGUGCACAGAUAUAAUACCUGCUCGGGGAGUAGUUUAUCAUACUUUAUUCUCCUGUUGCAUCACGUUUACGAAUGUCCCAAACUCCACGCGGCUAUAGGAAACUGGUAGACCAAGAAAAGCCGUCAGUGAUUGCUCUAGUCAAAAAAGCAAGUUUUUUUUUUCAAGAAGAAAUCAUAUUGUAAAACAGAAUCGUGCUGCAACUGCGCCGCACUGAGUACAAGAUGUCUCAAAAUGAACACGAUUCUGGCCUCCACAUCCCUCGGGAAAAACUCUCCAAAGAAGACGUCACAGAGCGCGAGAGAUCUCCCAUUGAACACGCAUUCUACGAGUCUUUUUUACUCCAGUCACGAUCAGCGAUAGAGAAUCUUUACGCAUCCAACAUCUACUGGAGUCAGAAACACGCCAAAGAAGUGAAAGACCUGAAUAGACAGAAGAUGGUUGCCUUGACUUCAAUGACAAAAGAACAAAAAGAAAUGGCUAAAAGAAUGCAAAAACUACAGGAAAAACAGGACCAGAUUUUGGACGAAAAAAUGAAACAGUAUAUGGAUGCCAAGGUCAAGCGUGGUGGUCGGAUCCGACCGCACUCUACGUCGGCAAUGCCGAACCAAAUGCGAAAUCGGCCGACUCCACAACGACCGAAGUCGGCCUUUCUCAAUCCUCUCGAUCAGUCUUUGAGUCGAUCUUCUCAAUUAUCGAAAUCAUCACAAAACCUUAGUGACUUGUCACGUUUAAGUGUGAAUCAGAAUGAUUCAAUAUCGUUAUCCAAAUCAUGUGAAGAUCUCUCGAGGUUAGAUUCUACAUGUGGCAAGAAGAACAAAGUUAUCCUCCCAGCCAUCAAACCCAAGUCUAACUCGAGCUCGAAUGAGAACUUAUCAGACGACGAUGAUGAUUCAGCAUUCAUUACAAAAAUGCCAGGAGAACAAAAGGUAAAACAGAAUCUGCUGUCAGCUCCCGUUGGGUUUAACCCUGAACGACGGAGRGGCUCAUUACCGAGCGCUGAAGAACUCGACAGGCAGAUAGAUCUUGAGCGGAGAAGAGAUACAAGUGAAAACGAACCACGUUCUCCAACACAAACAAAAUGGGUUCCAAAGACCUUCAUGCCACAAGGAAGAGCAUUACCGCCGAUUUGAACCAAUCAGAUUCAUUGAUGUAAAGUGUUCCACAUAGUCGAAACUAAUCAGAAGGGUUAAUUUAACGACUGUGAUGUCAUUGGUAUAAACCAUUCAGAUUAGUUGAUGUAAAAUGUUCCACAUAGUCGAAACUAAUCAGAAGGGUUAACGACUGUGAUGUCAUUGGUUCGUCUAAACCAAUCAGAUUAGUUGAUGUAAAAUGUUCCACAUAGUCGAAACUAAUCAGAAGGGUUAACAACAGUGUGAUGUCAUUGGUCCGUCUAAACCAAUCGGAUUAGUUGAUGUAAAAUUUUCAACAUAGUCGGGUCCAAUCAGAAGCGUAAAUUGAACGCCGACUGCGAUGUUAUUGGUCCUUCUAAACCAAUCAAAAAGAUUCCCCAAAUGGCCAACUCAGUACAGCGAGAAGAAAGUUCUUUUUUGGUGCUUUUCGUUGAAAAAUAUAUAAGUAUUGGUUAAAAUAUUUUUUUAAUGUCUAACUUGUGAAAAGUAUUGUUAUUAUCAGGUUCAAUAUCAUCAAUAUGGAACAAAAAUGUUGUAAAGACUAUCCAAGCAAAAAGAAAAUUCGUUUAUGGUGGAUAUUACCUCAUAAACUUAUUUUUAUAGAACAGUGUUUUUCUCCAGUAAGUCGCGUCCCUGAGUUAACCACCUCCUUGAGUUCAUGUAUUUUUCUAGGAAACCAAAGUGAAUCGACUGCUAAGUGCCUCUUUUGUUGUAUGCCAAGUUCCGAAAAACAAACUUUGCUAUUCAAUAAAACAGAUUUUCUGUUUACCUACGGGUUUAACAUAAAGUAUCGCCCUAAUAAGGACUUAAGAUGCAACCAGAAUCUUAAGUAAUCCAUGAAUUUUAGGUAUGCCAAUAACACGCUUUUUAGGAGUGCGAGAUAAACAACUUGAAUAAACUUUCAGCCAAAAAAACUGAACACUAUCAGGUGGAAAAAACUCUUUUCGUAAUUACCAAAACCUUUCUUAUCUUAGGCUGUAGAUUUUAAAACUAUAUCAAUACAUUAUUAAGGCUUCCUGGAGAUAAUGACUGUGUUGGAACAAUAAGAUACAAUAUUUUCUCUGUCUCCAAAUAGCUGGAAUUCAGUUACAAAGCUCUUGUAAGCUUACUUUAAGGUUAAUAGCAUGAUGCCGUGAGCCGGAUUAAAAUGACAUUGAACUUU